ACCACGUGUCCAUGUAACUUGCUGCCCCGUGACGCAGAGAGGGGAAGGGACAGUUGGUUUCUCUUUCUUGAAAUUUGCUCCGUUUGUGGCUCUGGGUUUCCCCUCAGGCAUCAGAGCAGCAGAGAGCUCAGCACAGGGAGGGGCGGCUCUACCCUCUCCAGCUCCUGGCUCCCAGUCUCACCCCAUAGAGCUGCCGUUCUGACCCCUCCAGGGCGAUGGCUCCUUGGGUAAAACCUAUUUUGGCAUCCUUCUGGCUCCUGUCUCUCUGCUCUGUCGCCUUGGCUGGGGUUCACCGUGUCUCCCAUCUCCAGCUCAUCUCCCCGCAGGCAGCCCCCGGUCUGCCCAAGCGGCUGCAUGUGAUGAAGGUGAACGACCUGGUGGGCUCAGCCUAUGACAGCAACACCGGCAGGAUGGCUCCUCGCAAUGGGUACAGCCCGGGUGACCAGGAGACCCCUCAGUACUGGAGUGCACGCAGUGCUGCAUGCAUGGUCUGGGACUCCUGGGUAGAGACCAAGUACCAGGCCCUCGUGCAGGAGGUGAACACCAGCUCCCCACAGAGAGAGCCCUACUACAUGCAGAUCCUGAAGACCUGUGAGCUGGACGAUGCCACUGGUGCUGUCCGAGCCAUCACCAGAUAUUCCCUCAAUGGGGAGGACGUGCUGCGGUACCAGUCCGACCAGAACCGCUGGUUUUCGGAGAACCCGGCAGCCUGGCGAGUGGCAGAGCGCUGGAACCGUGAAGGGGAGACUUUUGCUGUGUGGAACCUCUUCCUGCCCCAGAAAUGCAGGUUCAUGAUCGAACUCACUCUGCCUUUCAUCGCUCAGAAGACAGCCCAGCCCACAGUGCGUGUGGCCCUCGUCCCAGGGACCCUGGACCGGCCGCGCCGCCUCAUCUGCCACGUUACAGGGUUCUAUCCCCGCGACAUCGAGGUGAUCUGGGAGCGGGGGGGCCAGGUGGCCCAGGGGGAGCAGCUGACCAGUGGCAUCCUGCCCAACGGAGACCUAACCUUCCAGAUCCAGGUGUCCAUUGAGCUGGGACAAGAGGCGGUUGGCCCUGCAGAGCACGUGUGUGUGGUGAGACACAGCAGCCUGGGGCGUGACUCGCUGAGGAUGACCUGGGAUUCCCAGGUCACAGGCCAGGCUGGUGUGCUGGCGAUCAUUGCUGGCUGCAUCCUCGCUAUGCUGGGAGUCGGGGCCCUGGGCUGGUACCUGAGGAGGAGGCUAGGGGCCCAGCAGGGGCUGUAUCACCCGGCACAGACACAGCCAGGGACUCUCUACUCUGCUCCAGCCACAGCUAAACCAGCAGGAAACUCCUCGUCCACAGCAUCUUCUUGCUCAGAUGCCACCGAGUGACCAGACUCAGAGCCGGCUGUGCCAGGGCCAUCGGAUUUGGCUGGAGCUACAUGGAGCAUCCCUGGAGAAGGGGAUGUGCUGGGGGAUCAAAUAUUGCUCAUUUAACGGAUCAAGUACUUCUACUGCUCGCUUCUGUUCAAAUGCUUAGUCAUGUUCCCACAGCAUCUCUCUGUGAGUUUGCUUUCUGAGCGACACACCAGUCCCGGGCAUCUUGGCUCCCCUGCCGAUUCCACCAAGCUGCCUUCAGUUUCACUGCUGCUCCACGUUGGCAGGCUCACACAUUUUAAAAGUUUCCUUCUUCAUCCCCCAUAAAGCCUUCGAGUAAUUUGUAACCAUUUCUGACCAAACCCCACUGACUGCAGACUGGUGAAAUUUUACACUUGGCAUGUCAAUCAACUAAAUAUUGUGAAACAAUAUUUUCAGUAGAUAUAACCCUAAGCUACUUGUUGGAUUUGUUUUUAAUCAAGGGCAUUUUAAUCUUUUAUACAAUUGCUUAGUUUUAAUACAAUUAUUCUUUUUCCAUUUACCUAUCACUACCAUAUAGGUUUUUACUUACUAAUGAUAUUUACUUGACACCACGGCUAAACAGAACUUUUGGUUAAAAGUGUUUAAAGGUGAAGCUCCAUUUCUUAUAUUCACUGAUGUGUCUUGGUGCCGGGUUGGUUUUUGCAUCCAAAGCACACAGCCCUGUGAAAAAGAAAACACAAGCCAUUGUGGCUCCUUGUGGGAGUUUCUUUGGGUUUUCAAUUAAAUAGCAUGCCUUGUAUACAGUUGUUUUGUCCAUUGCGGUAAACACUCCAUGUUUCAUGGGAAUGCACGUACCUUCCAUAAAGCAACCCUUAAAAAUCAUGUUAGCUGAUGUAGGGUCUGAAUGAGCUCUCCCCUGACAUCUAGUGACGAGCUGGGGAAGAAGACUUCAGGAGCCAACCUUGUUUGCAUUAACACACCCACGCUGCCUACGUGCUCAGCACGAGGGAGCUGCUUUGCCCAAAUGAUGACUUUCGGCUGGUGUUGGAUCACAAGUCACUUUGUUAUUGGGGGCGGGGGUACUAAAGGUUGUUUUCUUUGUUGUGUGAACCAAGGGCAGCAGAACUGUGCAUGGCAUACCCUGUGUGACACUCUGUACCUCAAAGUAGCACCCUGAAACUCCCAUAUUCACCACUGUCAUAUAAUUAUGAUAUGUGUCAUACAGAGUAUGCCGUGUGAGGUAUCAUUUCAAAAGUCUUGAUCUGUUGAACAUUAAUAUCCUGUUGGAUUGAUUGUGUGGGCUAUCAUUGUAUGUGGAGUUAUGAAGCAUUGCUCUAUCUGUCACUGAAAUAUGUUGUGAGGUUGUGAACACCCACAGCCAGCCUUUCAGUUACAACAAAGGAGUAGCCAUCACCAGCCAGAUGGGCUUUAAUGGCUCAUCAACACCCAAUUCACUCUCCCAGAGUCUUCUCAGAGAAGGCAUGUAUGCCACGGGGGUGGACUAACCAAGUCACAGAAAAGAUCUUUCCAGCAAGCUGGAAGAAAGUAUAAAAGAGGGAGAAUGACAUCAUCAUUUGGCCUCUCUCCCUCCACCCCCAUCUUAGCACCUGGAAGCACGCCUGGAAGAGAAAGACUUUGAACUGGGGAAGUUUGGUGCCAGCCUGGAGGUUGUCCUAGCCUGUGUAUUGAGGGAAUGUAACCUGCUUGUACCAUCUGUUAGGGUGCUUGGUUCAAAUCUUGCUUAGUCUCUUUCAAUUAGAAUUAGACUGCACAUUUAUUUUUGUUUCUUAGGUAACCAACUGUGAUCUCGAUGCUUGUGACUUAUAAUAAUUUAAAGUCUGUCUUUUUAUAGUUAAUGAAUCUGUAUUAUAUUUUAGCUAAAUCAGUGUGUUUUGGUUGAAGUGCUUGGGGAAUCCCAGCUCAGAUUACAAAGGCUGGUGCAUGUCCACUUCUGUUGAUGAAGUGGUGAACUAGGUAAUGAGCUUACCCUGGCCAGGCUUAUGACCAGUGUCAGAUGGUACAGUUCUGGGGUGCAAGACUGGGGAGUUGGGGGAAACUGGCUGAAGCCUCUCUAUUAAUGGUUCAUGAGUGGCUGGGAGAUCAUUCAUGUAACUCAGUUGGGUGUGUCCCUGCCUGUGUAUGUCUGUGUAAGUGCAGGGCCUGUCAGAGGUUUGUAGCUUGACCUCAGCAUCACAGUGUGAGAGGCAGCUCAGGUUGUUGGCUUUGGAUACCUCAGCAGUCCCACAAUCCAGGCUGUCAUACCCUGACUGAAGGACUCCCCCUCAACUAAACUGCAUCCGCUAGGCAAGGGGCAUGGGUGCCACAGCCCAGUGGAGCUGAAAGUGGGUGGGGACAAGUACUUAUACGGGGUGGUGUGGGCCCUCCCUAAGGGUCCUAGACAUCAUUUGACCCUUCCUCUCCCCACUGUGUAAUAACAGAGCUGAUUGAGACUCAAUGAAGAGUCUUGUUGCAGACCAAUAGGGCUGAAAUGACUGAUAACCAGACCUAAGCAUUAGGCCGGCUUUGGGACAGUGACUCUGAUGCAAGAGACUUCCCAGUCUGCACUAGCCAUGAGACUCCCCCACUAGCAGUUGAAAUCACUGAGAGCUGUGUUACGUGGUGGGACAUCAAUACAUCUAGAGGGUGCAAAGCAGAACAAAGAGGUGGGUAGCUGACAGAGCAGCCAUCAGGGUGGCAAGGGACCAGCAGGGUAGCUGGUGAGUGGCCAUCAGGGUGGCCGGCGGAGUGGAGUGCAGCGGCAAGUGACCGGCAGGGCAACCGGUGGGGUUGAGCAGUGAGCAUCGGGCAGAAUGGCUAAUACUGGAGUGAUUCCCUGGACAGAGGAGGAAUCAAGGUGCCCCCCCGCCGGGGUAGGAAGUGAACUCUACAGAGGCACCUUUGAACUCUGGGUCUUCACUGACUAUGGAGAACAACUGUGAGUGGAGUGCACUGGAGGAAUAAGGGAGGGGCAUGUUAAAGCAACAUUCGGUUGCUGGACGUAAGAACUUGAGGCAAAAGGACGCUGCCCAACGUACUCUAGGGUGGAUGUUUUGCUCAUGGUUUUAUUCUUUCAACUCCUGCUUGUGGCAUUUUCCCAAGUUAAUGCUGAGUUAUCUUCUCCCUUUUUAUUAAAAGUUUCUUUUCUACA
Messenger RNA from Malaclemys terrapin pileata, 4467 nucleotides. RefSeq names its product H-2 class II histocompatibility antigen, E-S beta chain-like. Gene Ontology annotation, biological process: immune response. The record is from RefSeq and is a predicted model, not a curated record. The coding region runs from base 216 to 1352 and encodes 378 amino acids. Gene Ontology annotation, cellular component: external side of plasma membrane. The transcript is spliced from 6 exons. Lineage: Eukaryota; Metazoa; Chordata; Testudines; Emydidae.